UCUAAGUGGUGAGGAGUGCAACCGUUGUUCGGUUGUGCACCAGACACCAUGGUUGACACCCGUAGUGGGAAGAGUACUGCCCCCUACACCCAAGCUCAAGAGGAGCAAGCCGCUGCCAUACUGAGGGAGAGAAGGGAGAAAAAGGAGCUCCUCAAGCAAGCAAAGUUGAAGGCGAUAGUGGAGGAGCAGGCGGCGAAGAAGAAGAAGUUGGAGGAAGAGAUAAGGAGAUUAGACCAGGAGGAGGAAGAGAAGAGGAGGGUUGCUGAAGAAGAAGCAGCAGCAGAGGAGGAAGCAGUAGAAGAUGUACCCCUCGACAGGAGACGCAGGGAAGAACGAGGGGAAAGCAGUGGCACGAAGGGAGAGGAUGCGUGGAUGGAGAAAAAGAUUAGCGAGUGGGUAGCUUAUUUAUCCCUGGGAGAGGAUGAGGAGGCACUGUUGUACGUGCCUCAGGAGGAGAGAGAAGCAUUCGCUAGGGAGUUGGAAGCGAUGGAGGACCCCUUGGACCGCCAGACAGCAGAAGAUGAAAAGAGAUUGGAGUGGAAGUUGCGGCUGACCAGGGACAAGAAGAGGAGGGAGGAAGCCAAUCGGAUGGCUAAAGAGGUGGAGAAAGUCCGGGCAUGCAGACAAGAGGUGCAGGCACAAACAAAGGCCCCCCCGAAGUUAGACAAGAUUUUGGGGUACCUUGAGGUUCUGAGCGAGGCCUGGCUUGAGGAGCAUCGGGCCAACAAGGGUCAAGAUGUGACCCUUCAUGCCAUCCGGUCAGGUUUUAGAGAGUUUGCGCGCGACGUGGUAACUCACGUCGGAACCGAGGUCAAAAGAUCGAAGGACGGCGCAGAGAAGUUCUGCGUCGGCGCCGUUGAAGGCGCCAAGGUAGUGGCCACAACAGCGGCCGCGUCGCGUCCCCGCAAAGAGCCUGUUAAGCUCAAAUUUCCUGACGCUUAUAGCGGGAAAAAGGACGAUAGUUUCAAUAAUUGGGAGGCUAGCAUUAAUACAUAUGUCUAUUUACAGCAUAUUGCCCCAGAGGAACAAGUCCUCGUAGCCUUCCACGCAUUGAAGGACGAAGCGGCCAGCUUCGCCAGGUCCCUUAUGCGCACCGCUGAUUGCGAGCACAAUAUGAUUGCAUAUUCUAGGCUCACCCCUCUCUCCACUUUCCUCAGACUCCUGUGUGAGAGGUUCACUGACGUCACAAGGGGCGUGAGGGCCUCUGACAAGCUCCAAACCAUCCACUCGCGACAGUGGAGGAGUGCGCGAGCACUCAAAGCUGUCAUGGACGACUUGGUAGCCGUCCAGACCACGGGGUCACAGAGACUCAGUUGGUCCAACUAUUCUAUCGUGCCAUGCCAGAGCCCUUGCGAGGGCAUUUGUUUGACAAGACCCAACAGGCCAACAUCACGUACGAUGCGUUGAGUCGAGAAGUGGUCCUGUUUGAGGCCAAGUCCAUGCCAGUUUCCACUUUCUGGCAUAAGGACUUAGAUAAGGGCAAAAAGUGGAAAGGCCGUACCAUCUCUGGCCAGGUUAGGGCCAAGGAUUAUCUGAUCCUUACAUUAGAUAAAGGUGGUGCAGACGA
Messenger RNA from Chara braunii, 1567 nucleotides. The record is from the annotation of a GenBank genome assembly. Lineage: Eukaryota; Viridiplantae; Streptophyta; Charophyceae; Charales; Characeae.